AUGAUGGGUGGUACUGACAUAAUGCGGGCUGCGGUCAUCGCUACCUUGAUCGCUUGGUGCACUGCUUAUCCUCACAGGGGACUUUACGACAACAACAAUUACAACAACAACGAUGCAAAUCUCGACUAUUCGUACAGAAACUCGCUAUCUAAUGGCCUGAAUAACAACAACAACCUGCGUUCAAAUCUGAAUAAUCUGAACAAUAACAACAACAACCUGCGUUCAAAUCUGAAUAAUCUGAACAAUCUCUCCAGACGACAAGCAGUAGCGCUUGGCCCAGCUCCAAUCCGACCUCCGACAGCAGAUGAACUUAAAUAUCUUCCGAUAGUCCAUAGCCGACAGUUUGACGAGAUUGACGCGUCACACAUCCCCAUCGGAGGGAGGAGGACUCGAGACGGCCCCGUUCCCCGCAGAUUACUGUAA
Messenger RNA from Spodoptera littoralis (African cotton leafworm), 423 nucleotides. Lineage: Eukaryota; Metazoa; Arthropoda; Insecta; Lepidoptera; Noctuidae. The record is from the annotation of a GenBank genome assembly.